CUUCAAUGGCCAUUAUAAGACGACAGCACCGAGUCUACGUUUCGAUGGACCGUUGAGGCCUCACUCCUGAAUAGCACUGUCGUCACCUACUCAGCCAGUGCUGGACAACUCGCGUACCAUACGCAGAGUUCGCUCUGCGGACGUCGAGUUCAUGUCAGCGACCGUCGCGACGGUUUGAAAGAACUCUGGGAUCACGAACAGCCUCUUCACCCCAUUUCUUGAGCCUCGCCAUUCUCCUGCAGGAAAGAUAAGCAAAAUGCGAGCUCCCUCGACAGACCUCCUCCGUGCGCUGCGUCGCGCGACAGCAGCAGUACCGGGACAUCCUCUACACGCGAACCUGUCUCAAGCGCAACGUCCCCUAGCCAUCCCCUUCGCACGGCGUCAAACAUGCCACGCUCAAUCCCCUCCGGCGACGAGACACGUGCGGGCACUCUCUGCGAAGACCACUGCCCAGAAUCGACGAAUGUCGUCCUCUUCCUCAUCCUCCUCCAAACCGGCGACUACCUCUCCAACGUCCACCAGCCGCGCCAGACAGAUCAAUCCCCGCGCGCCGAAACACCACGACCGUGGACCUGCUUCGAAGGAAGAGACACAGACCGAUUUCUCCAAGAUGGACAUUUUGGCCAGCGCGGGCGUCGAGGAACCCGCCACGUCCAUCGACGCCUGCACGAGCGAUGGCUUCCAUUUGAACAACGGCGUGCACACAUCCGGUGGGAGGGGGGUGAUGCUGCUCGGCGGCGAAGCGUUCGUGUGGCAGCCGUGGGUGUCUACGGGCUCUACUGCUGUGGCCUCCUCCGGUGGAAAUGCGACAAGCAAGACGAGUGCGGGCGGAGGUGGAGGACCCAAGGAUUUUACAGCCUUCCUCGACCCACGCGGGCUGUUGAACUUCCCGGCCUCGACCCUCGGCCUUCUCUCUCUCCUCUACCCAAAACCGGACCUCCUCCUCCUCGGCACGGGGCGCAAGUUGUGGAUGCUCUCGCGAGAAACGAGAAAGUAUCUGUCCGAGGAGCUGGGCAUCAAGGUCGACGUCAUGGACACGCCCAACGCGGCGGCCGCGUAUAACUUGCUAGUGAUGGAGCGCGGUGUCGCGGAGGUCGGAUCGAUUUUGAUCCCCGAGGGGUGGGUUGGGCGGUAGAGGACACCGACCCCGAAGAUGAACGGGUCAGCAAGCACAUGGGAGGGGACGAGUAAGGAACACGGGGGAAGUAAGAAUGGGAUCUGUGAGAAGCAGUGGCUCAUUGUUGAAUAGAGGAAUCUCAGGGAAGGAAGGAUUUGAGCGAGCGAGCAAAUGCGUCCAAGGGAGAAGAGUUGAGCUUGAGGCUACCACGAGAGGAGUACCUAAGCUAAGAGCGCAAUGCUAAUAUUCGCCCCAAUCUUUAGAAACCCUUGCCGGGAUGGAUAUGAUUUAACUGGAAUCUCCUGUUCUUUUUCCCUCUCCCUUUCCCAUGAA
Messenger RNA from Cladophialophora immunda, 1450 nucleotides. RefSeq lists its product as uncharacterized. Gene Ontology annotation, cellular component: mitochondrial inner membrane. Gene Ontology annotation, biological process: mitochondrial respiratory chain complex I assembly. The transcript has a single exon. The coding region runs from base 257 to 1135 and encodes 292 amino acids. NCBI's taxonomy places the organism in Eukaryota, Fungi, Ascomycota, Eurotiomycetes, Chaetothyriales, Herpotrichiellaceae. The record is from RefSeq and is a predicted model, not a curated record.